GCAGCGCUGCCCGAGAGGGGCACGGGCGCCGGGGCGCAGGCAGGAGCAGCCGGAGGAAAACAACAACAGAGCCCUCACGCCGGCGGGCGGCUCGUGGCCGCCCGGGGAGCCCCAAACUUCAUCGCGGCGAAAGUCACUAUCAUAUGACAAAGGCUUUGCCGCAGUUCAUCUCCUUGUGUACUUUCCAUUUGCCUUCCUGGGCAUGAAGAUUGAGAAGCAUUACAUCCAGAGUGCAUAACAAAUUACACUGCACAAAAUAGACACUUAAAUAGAAAAGAGGGGCAAGCGAAGAAAAUGAAUGGAAAAUACACCAAAUCCCUGAAAUCUCAAACAAUGUGAAAACUGAAAACUGGGAAUCCUGCUGCAUCACGGGAGCUGGGAAUUCUGAUGUUCCAUUGAGAUCACAAUGGAAAGUCUUGACUUGACCGGUACCCUCAGGAAGACCCCACGCCUCUAGCGGUACCUGGUAUCAUCUCCAGCAUGUAUAUAGAUGUGAAGGAUUCACUGGGAUAUUGAGAAAUACCAGAGGCGAACUGUUCCACUGUAGUCACAGUAAUGAAAGGCAGUAGUAGAAAUAAAGAUCAUUCAACAGAAGGAGAAGGGGCUGGAAAACGACCCAAAAGAAAGUGUCUUCAGUGGCAUCCAUUGCUCGCAAAAAAUCUCGUUGACUUUUUAGAAGAGGAGGAAGACGAAGAGGAAGAGGAGGAUAUUGAUAAGGUACAACUUCUUGGGGCUGAUGGCCUAGAGCAAGAUGUUGGUGAGGCUGAAGAUGAUGAAUCACCAGAACAGCGAGCCCGGAGACCAAUGAAUGCAUUUCUCUUAUUUUGCAAACGCCAUCGCUCCCUUGUACGUCAGAAACACCCCAGGCUUGAUAACCGAGGUGCUACCAAGAUACUAGCUGAUUGGUGGGCUGUUCUUGAUCCAGAGGAGAAACAGAAAUACACAGACAUGGCCAAGGAGUAUAAAGAUGCCUUUAUGAAAGCAAACCCUGGCUACAAAUGGUGUCCUACCACAAACAAGCCUGUGAAAUCCCCAACGCCCACUGUCAAUCCACGAAAGAAAUUAUGGGCCUUCCCAUCUGACUCUUCAAGAGACUUGCCAAGCCCCAAGAAAGCGAAGACUGAAGAAAUGCCUCAGCUUAACUUUGGAAUGGCCGAUCCUACUCAAAUGGGAGGACUGAGCAUGCUUCUUUUAGCUGGAGAACACGCCCUUGGCACAUCAGAGGUAUCCUCCAGCACCUGCAGGCCCGAUGCCUCAGAGUCCCCUGAGUUGCGUCAGAAGUCACCGUUAUUUCAGUUUGCUGAGAUAUCUUCAAGUACAUCCCACCCCGAUACUCCUUCAAAACAGUGUCAAGCAUCAGCCUUGUUUCAGUUUGCAGAGAUUUCUUCGAACACUUCGCAGUUGGGUGGUGCCGACCCUGUAAAACGCUGUGGAAAGUCUGCACUCUUUCAACUAGCAGAGAUGUGUCUGGCAUCAGAGGGGGUGAAAAUGGAAGAAUCCAAGUUAAUGAAAGCAGAAGAAUCAGAUGGUGGAAGAAUUAAAGAAUUGGAGAAGGGAAAGGAAGAAAGAGAAAUAAAAAUGGAGAGAACAGAUGAAGUCAGCUUGCAGAAGGAAGCAGAAUUUGAAAAAUCAUUUGGGGAAAAUGUAAAAGAUUCUAAGGAAUUAAGAAAUUUUGAGGAGCUGCAAAUGGAUGAUAUAAUGGCUAUAAAAAUGGAAGAUCCCAAAGAAACUAAAAAGGAAGAGUUAGAUGAAGAUCAAAAAUGCAGUCACUUCUCUGAUUUUUCUUACUCUGCCAGUAGCAAGAUAAUAAUAAGUGAUGUUCCCAGUAGAAAGGAUCACAUGUGCCAUCCUCAUGGAAUUAUGAUCAUUGAGGAUCCCACGACAUUAAACAAACCAGAAAAGCUAAAAAAGAAAAAGAAGAAAAGCAAAAUGGAUCGACAUGGAAAUGAUAAGUCCACACCCAAGAAGGCUGGCAAAAAGAGGCAGUCCUCGGAGUCUGAUAUCGAGAGUGUCAUGUACACCAUUGAAGCUGUUGCAAAGGGAGACUGGGGCAUUGAGAAACUUGGGGAAACCUCUCGCAAGAAGGCCCGCACAUCCUCAAGUGGCAAGGGAAACAUUUUGGAUGCCAAACCACCAAAGAAAAAAGUGAAAUCAAGAGAGAAGAAAAUGUCAAAGGAGAAAUCCUCAGACACCACCAAAGAGUCAAGAUCUCCUGAUCUCAUUAGUAUUUCUGCCAGCAAGAACAUUUCUGGUGUGGUGCCAGAGGGUGUGAAAGCAGAACCAUUGACCCCCACGGAGGUUGCAUUACCAUCCAGCUUAUCAGGGCAGGUCAAGCCUGAGGACAGUGAACCUCACAGAAAAAUAGAGACUUGUGGCUCCCGGAAAUCUGAGAGGUCUUGCAAAGGUGCUCUGUAUAAAACCCUGGUGUCUGAGGGCAUGCUCACCUCUCUGAGAGCUAAUGUUGACAGAGGGAAACGAAGCUCAGGAAAAGGAAACUCCUCUGAUCAUGAAGGGUGUUGGAAUGAAGAAAGCUGGACGUUUAGCCAGAGUGGGACCAGUGGGAGCAAGAAGUUCAAAAAGACAAAGCUGAAGGAAGACUCUCUCCUUGGCUCAGCAAAGCUGGAUGAAGAAUUUGAAAAAAAAUUCAACAGCCUCCCUCAAUAUAGUCCUGUUACAUUUGACCGGAAAUGUGUAUCGGUUCCAAGAAAAAAGAAGAAGACUGGAAACAUGUCCUCAGAACCGACUAAAACCAGCAAAGGUCCUUUCCAGUCUCAGAAAAAGAACUUAUUCCACAAAAUUGUCAGCAAAUAUAAGCACAAAAAGGAGAAGCCUAAUGUUCCAGAAAAAGGAAGCGGGGAUAAAUGGUCAAACAAGCAAUUCUUCUUGGAUGCCAUUCACCCUGCAGAAGCCAUAUUUACAGAAGACAAAAACACCACAGAGCCUGCUUAUAAGGUUAAAAAUGUCCCACCCAUUCCCAACACUCCAGAGCCAACAGCAACGCAAGAACCCCUGGUGGGCAGCCAAAAGAGGAAAGCAAGGAAAACCAAGAUCACACACCUGGUCAGGACAGCAGAUGGCCGGGUGUCACCAGCAGGAGGUACUUUGGAUGACAAACCAAAGGAGCAACUGCACCGGCGCCUCCCUAAAGUGACCGAGACAGGCUGCAGUGACGAGUGCAUACACGGCACCGAGGCCGCCGAGACCCGGAGCAGCACUCCCGAGAUGCCGGCCGUGUCUGCGUUCUUCAGCCUGGCGGCGCUGGCUGAAGUGGCCGCCAUGGAAAACGUGCACAGAGGUCAGAGGUCAACUCCACUCACCCACGACGGACAGCCAAAAGAAAUGCCACAGGCUCCUGUACUUAUUUCCUGCGCUGACCAGUGAAGCGCCCUUUAAUUGUAAAACAUUGUGCUUUACCUACUACCCUAGCCUUGUCUUUACCGAGGGAUGCUCGUGAGCCCAUGUGGUGGGAAAUAUAGACUGCAAACAAGUGCUUGUUGACCUACGUGGCCCAGAUUGACUUGAAGCAGAAGUUAGCUUCCUGGGCCCAUUUGUUCUUUGGGGGUGAUGUCAUCUGUCUGAUAGUGAGCAGAAUUGGAAUGAUCCUGGAGCUUUGCUUUCUAUUGAAGGCUGUUGAUGGUCAUAGGUAGUAACUUGGUAAAAGGCUGCCUUUACUGUAGCUCAUCCAGCAUCUCUUUUACCAACCAGAGAGUGUGAAACUAGUUUCGUAUAUUACCUAGUUAUUCUUUCAAAACAAAAACAAAAAAAAAACAAAACAAAAAAAAACUGACGCACUGCACUAGUUAUUAUUAGAUAUUCUUAGUCUUUUUUGUACAUGGAGAUUUAAGUUCUAAGAUGGUUUAUAUAAUAGGUUAUACCUACAUUUAUAUUGUAGAAUAAUAUUAAAAAGCCUGUUCCAAGACUCCCACGCAGCAUGGGCAGGCAAAUGUACCAUUGUUAGCGGUGUAUGCUCGGCCUUGUGGUCCAUAUAUUCUGCACUUUUAUAUUUGCCACCAGAGUGGUAGUUUGCUGGCAAAAAAAAAAAGAAAAAAGAAAAAAAUUACAAUUCUUACAAGCUGAAUUUUUUUCUUAGCCUUGAGUGACCAAGAAGAAUUUGCUUGGGGCAAAUUGUGGCAAAUAUUUUCCCAGACAGGGGAACAGUCCUGCAGAUAACAGAUGACUGAUGUUUUCAUGCCUUGAGGAUUCUUUUAUUUUUUCACAGGGGUCUACGUGACCAAUGGAUCGUUCAUACAAACAAAAAAAGAGAGAAAAAUAUUAUUCAAAAGUGACCUUAGUAUUACUUCACUAUCCUGAACACAUUGAAGACACUCACUCAUGUGGACUUGGAGCCACAGACAGACCUUUUCCAUCCAUCCCAGACAGACUGGACGGGUAGCAAUCGCUAUGCACAGCCUAACUGGCACUGCAUGUGUUUAGAGCCAUUUCAAGUUCGUGUCGUUACGGAGGUGUUGAGUAAAUGACAAGGGAAGUAUGCCUGACCGGAGCGGGACCCUCAGUCAUAGAUCCACCUGCAAGUUUCUGUUUCCUUGUUGUGUUUUGUUGCUUUUGAACAUAAAAGCCACUCUACAUAUGCCAGUGCCAACUGGAUUAACUGGCUUAGAACAUUCAACAUAUUGACUCAACCACCUGACGUUCACAGUGUCUUGUUUCCUAGCAACAGAUGCAAGUGAUAAAUCAAAAUUAGUCAAAGGCUACAGAUUUUACAGGGUAUUUGUUCCAUAGCACAAAGUACUUCCCCACUCUUGCAUCGCAGCACAAACUACCAAAUUUCAAUUAUUGGAUUCCAGCAAUAAUUUUUAUGAUUUUCAAACUGGCGGAAUUUUGAUAGUGUUAGUUCAAGUUUGAAGCUUUUGAAUUAGAUCUCUAACUGGUGACAGUUUACAAGGUUUUAUCUAGCUUUCUAAUUUAUACUUGACUGAAUUGUAAUGAUGUUUUUUUUCUAAUCGUAAUUUGACCUAAUAGCCAUAUAAAAAAAUGACUCUAUUAGUCCUGACUAGGUUUAGCUUUUCCUGGUUGUAGAUAUUACUUCAGUUCCGGUGCUGGAAAAAUAUGUACAACAUACUAACAGAAUUGAAGACGAAUAUAUAGAGACAUUUUUCCCAAAGCAGGUAAAGAGGGCAGCAGAGCGUUGGCAUGGUGUUCUCAAAGAUGCACACUCGUGCGAAUGGAGGAAGAAGGAUUAGCAAGCAGGGUUAAUCAGAGGUUAAAGCUUAACCCCAUUUACCUAGAAAUAAAUCAGGUGAGCAGCCCCAGAUUUCAGCAUAAUGUUUUUACUAUGAUGCUGUUUUAUUAAUAUUUUCUAAAUCUCAAAACACAAAUUGAAUGUUUGGAAAUUGCUGGGUCCCAGUGUUGGUGGCUGUUGGGAGUUUUUGGACCACUUGCUAACAGUGAUUUUUAAAUUAUUAUUAGCUAAAAUCCAAAAAAAAAAAACCAACAAAAAUUGUAUGGUGCAGAACAUGCACCUUGACAAUGGUACUAACUUGUUAUUCUAUAGAACACAUUAGAAUAGAUCUAUUUUUGCCAGAGCACCCUCCUUCAGUCCUCCGAUUACAUUUCACUAGAGUUCCUCAAGAGAUUGCUGUAUAUUCAUGGGACCUUUUUUAAAAAAGAAGCAAAACAAAAGAUUGCUUUUUUCUAUGUGAUUAAUAUCUUACUUGAUCUGCUUUUCCUAAACCUCAGUGGCUUUUCCCUCAAGCAGGGGUGGGAGUGGGAGGGCAACCUACUGGAUAUGACUGUUUUCAGAUACUUAAAAAAAACUUUUUGUAGAAAUGCUUAAUUUUUAAGCUGUUAGGCACUGAGAGUAGCAGAAAUCCUGCAAAGCUUUAUAGUUCUUUAGAUACUCACCUUGUCGUUUCUCUGAGUGGUGGAAGUCUUGAUUUCAGUGAGAGUGCUUUUCUCAUGCCCUGCAUCUGCUGGAAAGGGGUGUUGGUAUUUUCAGGUAACAACAUGUGUUAGCACAAAUGUUUCAGACCAGUGUGUAGUUCUCCCCCUCCACAGCACCCCCCCCCAUCAUUUUCAUUUCAUUUCUCUCAUUCUUCUCUAUUUUGGAAAAACUGUAUUACUAUGACGUGUACCUUAAUCUGCCACCACCACCAUCCACACUAACGUUUGUCCCACAAGCAUCCUCAAGAGAAAAAGUUGCACCUUAUGUAUAUCUCAAGCAAACCAAAAUAUGAUGCUCUUCUGCUUUGUUUUAUUCUAAAUUGUUGUAUCAUAUCUUUCUGAAACCAUUCUGAAUUUAGUUGAAAUUAUCAAUAUUUAUACUUUUAACCUUAAUUUCUGGAUUCAAACCUGUAUAUAAAUCUUUUGGGAAAAAAAACUGUCCUAGCCCUUCUCUGUGAUGCUGGAAGUGGAUAAUUUAGUGUCUGAUGGAGACACAGUGCUAUUCCAGUUUCCUGUAGCCUGUUAUUUAUUUAGUUAUUCUGGGUAUUUCCUAUGUAAUUUUGAAGUGUGUAGAGUAUAUUAUAGUAACUGAAGCUGCAGCUCUGAGAAGCUGAGUGAAAGAAAAAAUACUGUAAGACAUCCUUUUUAAAAUUUUGCUUUGUUUGGAUACUGUAAAGAAUCAGGAAAAGGAAAAUGUCUCACCGCCACAUUGAAGAUACAGGUUCUUAUCCCCAAAUUAGGUUUGUUCCCAGAUUUUCCGAUCAAAAAAUGUUAGUUCAUUAAAACCCCCUUUAAAGGAUAACUCACAUUGUUGUAAUUCUGACAGUCUUAUGUCAGAAAGAUAUUUAUUUAAUUUGGUCAGAACGCACUUAUUACUAAUGCCACCUUGGAGCCGAAAUGCUGACAUCAGCCCCAUGUUAUCACUGAUACUCUAGUUCCUGCCAUUAAAACUGCUGGAGGGAAAAAAAGUGAACACUAUGAACCAGGAGCAUCUGCACUGGUCUGGCUACUUAGAAUCCAAGAUGUCUAAUCCUGUCAUUUUCUUUUUAAGUCAGAUGCUACUCUGCCUAAGUUGUAAAAUUUGUUUGCACUCUGCAGUCGUUGGCUCACCAUAUGACAGUGUUUGUACCUAUGUAAAAGCUCAAGCAAAUUAGAAAUUGUUACAGAACCAGGAGGAAGCUGAAAACUGAAUGACAUGUUUUGUUUAUACAGUAUGUGUGGGGGAGGGGAGGGAUGGGAACUAUCAAAUAGCUCUGUUCCACGUCUGGCAUUUGGCAUUAAUGUGAAGCAGUGGGACCAUGCUGCCUGCUAAACUACUGUAUGAAUCCUAAGUGUUCUGGAGACCAGCAGCUGGAGGCUGGAGGCCAGCGCCCAUACACCAGGGAGAAGCGCCACCUCUUCACCGAGAGGAUGGAAGGAAGGAAGGAAGGAAGGAAGAAAGACAUGAGCAGCCUGGAGUCCUCAUUUGUAAAGGGAACGUUGGUGUGUGUGUGUGAUGCUGAGGAAGAGAUUCGCCUUUGAUUGCACUGCUCCACAGAGCCCUCAGAUAAGGCCAAUUCUAAUGGGCUACCUCGGCUUUAAAAGUUAAUUUCAGUUAAGUCCUGUUUCAAAGGCUUGUCUUGUUUUGCUUCUGCCUUCAGUGCCACUAUUUUCCACUGCAGUGUUUUGACUUCACAAACCGCCUUCUCCAGAGAGAACAAUGUAUCGCUGAAAAUGGGCAAUAGAAGCAAAUGCUGUUAUUACGUUUGACCUAUAAAGUAUUCAGAGUGACUGCUAAGUGAAAUUAAAUUUUAGCUUUCCCCACAUAGGACCUUGUUUUGCACCUUAUGAAGAGUGUACUAAUUGUUAAAUAGAUGUUGCAUUUAUUUAUACAAGCAUUCCCAAAGAAUUAGAUCUGGAUUUUUGUUUUUGAGUUUUGGGAUUCUUAAAAAUUAUCUUACUUAGAUUCACUAGCAUUAUACUUUAUGAAGAGAAACAGUUUGUUCAGUUCAUCUUACUAGUUACGUCUGGUAAAGUAUUCAGGGUUUGAUGGACUGCGUUGCUUUAGUUUGGAAGUGACAGCUGAGUUUAUUACACUCCAUAAUAAAUGACCUUGUUCUUUUCACUAGGGACAUUAUCUUCCUUGCAUUUCAGAACAAAGAAGCAACAAGAGAGUAAAUAAGACAGAUAUACCCAAUUCUGUCAUACACCUCCAUCUGUGUGUGCUAAGCUUUUCUUCAACAGAACAUAAAUACACAUUUUCUUUAAAAAAAAAGUAAGUUUCCUCUCCUGGCCAAAUUUUAUUUGCGGUGGUAUGAGUUACAGUAGGAAAUUAAAAGAGGAAACCUUGUACUUAAAAGUUCCAUGGCCACUGUUUUCUCGAUGCAGUCAGUGGUCAGAAUUGAUCCUGCCCACAGAUUCAUUUUUGUGCACAGAAUUCAUUGUUGCGGACAUAACUACUACUUCCAAAGAUUUUCUUAUAACUUAGGCCAGAGCUGGUUGCUGAGUAACAAGAACCUAAUUCAAGGCCUCCCAACCUCCUACCCACACCGCUAAUCUUACCUCACAAGCUCUCAAUCACAGGCACACAUGCUUCACAAACUAACAGCUCUCCUGUGGCCCCUGGAGGGGCUUGCUCCUGGCCCCUGACACCUCGUAUUAGUGCCUCCAGCUCUGAGAGUGGCAGGACUGGGGGUGGGGAAGGCUCAUGACCUGGAGCUCAGCACAUGCUCAGCAAUGUUUUUCUUAUUUCUUUAGCACUAAACAAGUCUCUUGCUCUCAGGAAUUUAUCCAAAAAAGAAUUGAAACCACCUGAGAUUCCACAUAGCAGAUUAUGAACUUUCCUCAUAGGUUUGAAUUGCUUAUUUGCCAUAAAUUAACCACAGCUUCAUUUGGCAACCAGGUCUUAAGUCUGUUGACAGUUUCAGCAUGACAGAAUCGCUCAUUUUCUUUUCUUUUCUUCUCUUUUUUUUUUCCUUUGGGCUUUCAGAAAUUUGGCUCGAUUCUCUUUAGAGUUGGUGUAAACAUGCCAUGUAAUAAAUGAUUUCUCAAUGGUACAACGGAAUUAUUGCUUUCUUAGAUGUAUGUGUAGUAAAAGUCAAUAUACACAUUUAUAUAAUUUUUUCUUUAAAAUCUUAUACUUAAUUUGAUAUUUCUAAAAAUUGCACAUGUAAGUCAUGUGUAUAACAUGCUAAAGUACUUUAACUGUGAUCUUAAAACUGAAUAAAAAUAUUUAAUAAA
Molecule: messenger RNA, 9120 nt
Organism: Phyllostomus hastatus (greater spear-nosed bat)
Lineage: Eukaryota; Metazoa; Chordata; Mammalia; Chiroptera; Phyllostomidae
Gene: BBX
Product: BBX high mobility group box domain containing
Exons: 20
Coding region: 556-3381 (941 amino acids)
Biological process (GO): regulation of transcription by RNA polymerase II
Cellular component (GO): nucleus
Molecular function (GO): RNA polymerase II transcription regulatory region sequence-specific DNA binding; DNA-binding transcription factor activity, RNA polymerase II-specific
Source: RefSeq, a predicted model, not a curated record